AUGGCCGGCGACCGCGAGCCCGACUCGGAUGGCCGGGGCUCGGUCAAGCACAUUGGCAACAAGCUCAAGAGGCAGGAGGUCUACCGCAAGUUCAAGGCCGAAAAGAAAAAGGAGAAGCUCAACAGGCGGCUCCAGUUCAAGAAGGAGGAAAAGGGCCCGGACGGCCACCUCAAGAAAAAGGCCCGCCUCGAGGCCAACAAGCCCAGGACCAUCGAAAACACCCGCGACUACAACCCGACCAUCAUCAAUGCGCCAAACACCCACGAGGGACCCGGGCCCUCGCAGCCGUCGACCAGCGCCAAGCCAGACGCGGGCGAAGACGGCGUGGAGGCAGACGAGCAGCCGCAGCAGGAGGCACUGCCGGAGGAGGACAACGACGAGGAUCCGCACGCACCCCCCGCCAUCCUCAUCACCACCUCUAUGCCCUCCAACUCGCUCACGCCUCACCUCGAGUCCCUAAACGCACGGGCGCAGCCGGCAGAGAGGACGCGCGACUUUGUCAAGGAGCUGCUCAACGUCUUCCCGGGCUCCGAAUACCGGCCUAGGAACAAGGCCAAGGGCGUCGGGCUCGGCAAGAUCUGCGGCUGGGCCAGGGACCGGCGCUACGACGCCGUCAUGGUCGUCGGCGAGAACCGAAAGGAGCCCUUUGCCCUGACAAUAGUGGCGCUGCCAAACGGCCCGACUGCCUUUUUCCGCCUCACGUCGAUCGCCAUGGGCAAGGAGAUCUACGGCCACGCCAGGCCGACGCCGCACACGCCCGAGCUGAUCCUCAACAACUUUACCACGGUGCUCGGUCACCGCGUCGGCGGCGUGCUGCAGGGCCUCUUCCCAAAGAUCCCGCAGCUCGAGGGGCGGCAGGUCGUCACCUGCCACAACCAGCGAGACUAUGUCUUCUUCCGGCGCCACCGCUACAUGUUCAAGAGCGAGAACAAGACUGCGCUGCAGGAGAUCGGACCGCGGUUCACGCUCAAGCUGCACAGCCUCAAAGACUCGCUGCCAAAGGGUGCCGGCGUCUGGGACGGCAAGUACAAGGGCGAGUUUGCCGAGAUUGAGCCGGACGAGGACGACGACCAGGGAGAGGGCGGCGACGACGACGAGGCGGAGCUGGCCCCUGCCGGAGGCGACGCUGCCGACGAGGCAGAUGCCAUGGCCGAGAUGGACGGCGAGGCGGGCGGCAGUGCCCCCAGCAAGGGCAAGGCGGCCAAGAAGGCCAAGGUCAACGAAGCGUCCAAGAAGCGGCAGCGCGAGCGGGGCGCCGAAGACGUCGUCACCACCGAAUACCAGUGGAAGCCCAAGAUGAGCGUGUCCCGACGCAACUUCUACCUCUAG
Molecule: messenger RNA, 1329 nt
Organism: Pseudozyma flocculosa PF-1
Lineage: Eukaryota; Fungi; Basidiomycota; Ustilaginomycetes; Ustilaginales; Ustilaginaceae
Exons: 2
Coding region: 1-1329 (442 amino acids)
Biological process (GO): maturation of 5.8S rRNA; maturation of LSU-rRNA
Cellular component (GO): preribosome, large subunit precursor; nucleolus
Molecular function (GO): rRNA primary transcript binding
Source: RefSeq, a predicted model, not a curated record